Messenger RNA from Dermacentor andersoni, 1561 nucleotides. RefSeq lists its product as uncharacterized. The record is from RefSeq and is a predicted model, not a curated record. Lineage: Eukaryota; Metazoa; Arthropoda; Arachnida; Ixodida; Ixodidae.
AUGUCAGACCAGUCAAAUUGUCACCACGGUAUCCAAAUGUACUUGUUCUUAUAUAUUCUAAAUUAUUUUUUACAGUUCCGUGUUUGCGUCGUCCUUGCCCUGGCCUCCAGCGCCCUUGCUGGAUUCCUUCACGGUAGUGGCUACAGCCUCGGCAGUGGUGUCGGCCUCGGCAGCGGUGUUGGCCUCACUAGCUAUGGUCUUAGUCACGGAAUCGGCUACUCCGGCCUCACCGGCUUCGGUGUCGGCCAUGGCCUUGCCUACGGACCAGCCGCCAGCUACGCCGUGGCUGCCCCAGCUGUUGCUCGCACCGUCUCCACUUACCAUGCUGCUCCAGCUGUGACCGCUGUUCACGCUGCUCCAGCUGUCGCUACCUACGCAGCUGCCCCAGUCGCCACCGUGGCCGCUGCUCCUGCCGUGUCCCGCGUGACCACCUACCAGUCCGCUCCAGUUGUGGCCGCUGCCCCAGCGGUUUCUACCACUUACCACGCUGCUCCAGCGGUCGCCACCUACGCCGCUGCUCCAGCCGUGUCCCGCGUCACCACCUACCAGUCUGCUCCAGCUGUCGCUACCUACGCUGCACCAGCGGUCUCCCGCGUGACCUACCAGGCCGCUCCAGCUGUGACUAAGGUUUACCAGAGCGCCCCAGUCGUCGCUGCUGCCCCAGCUGUGUCCCGCGUCACCACCUACCAGUCUGCUCCAGCUGUCACCACCUAUCAGUCUGCCCCAGCUGUCGCUACCUACGCUGCUCCAGCUGUCUCCCGCGUGACCUACCAGGCCGCCCCAGCUGUGACUAAGGUUUACCAGAGCGCCCCAGUCGUCGCUGCCGCCCCAGCUGUGUCCCACGUCACCACCUACCAGUCUGCACCAGCUGUCGCUACCUACGCUGCUCCAGCUGUCUCCCGUGUGACCUACCAAGCCGCCCCAGCUGUGACUAAGGUUUACCAGAGCGCUCCAGUCGUCGCUGCUGCCCCAGCCGUGUCCCACGUGACCUACCAGUCUGCCCCAGCUGUCACUAAGGUCUUCCAGUCUGCCCCAGCUGUCGCCACCGUCGCUGCCGCUCCAGCUGUGUCCCACGUGACCACCUACCAGUCUGCCCCAGCUGUGGCCACAGUCGCUCACGCUGCCCCGGUAGCCACCUACGCCGCUGCCCCAGUCGCCAGCUACGCCGCUGCCCCAGCUGUCGCUACCGUUCACGCCGCCCCCGCUGUUGCCACCACCACCGUCCACCACGCCCCAGCUGUGGCCACUGUCUCCCAUGCUGCCCCAGCCUUCGCUGCCUACCAGGCGGCCCCAGUCUACGGUUACGGUGUUGGAAGCCUCGGCUACGGCGCUGGCCACUACGGCUUCGGCCACGGCUUUGGUGUCUACGGCCUGAACUACGGCUACGGCCUUGGCACUCCCUUCGACUACAACACCCUCCUCCGCAGGAAGAAGUAAAUCAUUCUUUGAAUCAGACGACAUGGUGCGCUGAAGAAGAAAAGAAUAAUUUGUUGAGCUUAAGCUCAGUUGUCCAUAUUGUUAAAUACUGUUGCAAAAUAAAUGUUUCCUGUUGUACAAAAAA